Solanum pennellii is the source of this 963-nucleotide messenger RNA. RefSeq lists its product as uncharacterized. Lineage: Eukaryota; Viridiplantae; Streptophyta; Magnoliopsida; Solanales; Solanaceae. The transcript has 3 exons. The record is from RefSeq and is a predicted model, not a curated record. Gene Ontology annotation, molecular function: zinc ion binding. Bases 1 to 963 code for a protein of 320 amino acids.
AUGUCGGAUCGAAACGAAAGCAUAUGGAAAGGAACUGCUACUGUAUAUCCUAAAUCCGAACAUUAUGCCUGCAUAUGGCACUUGUCAGUCAAUGUGUUGAAGAAUUUCAAUAUUAAUACUGAAGAUUUGAAGAUUUUAUUUUUUACACUGGCAAAGGCUUAUACAAAACAACAGUUUAAGACGAUUAUGGGAAGAAUAGACCAGAUAGAUACGCGCAUACGACCAUACUUGUUUGAUAUUGGUUAUAGCAAAUGGUCAAGAGCUUACUCGAAUUGUAAGCGCACAUGGACCAUGACUUCAAACAUCGCAGAGUCAUUGAAUAAUGCUAACAGGUUAGCAAGGAGGUUACCAGUAAUUUCAGUUCUUGAAUUUAUGAGGGUAACAAUUCAAAUGUGGAUUCACAAGCACAAUGAGGAGGCUGAUAAGACAACAUCUAAUCUAACAAAAAAAUAUGAUCUUUAUCUACAGAAAAGUAUUGCUUUGUCUUGCAAUAUGAGGGUGAUACCUUCAACUGUUGAUCUGAUAACUGUAUUCGAGGGAGCAAAGAAGUACAUAGUAAACUUGAACACAAAGAUGUGUAGUUGCGGGAGAUUUCAACAUUAUGAGAUACCGUGUGGUCAUGUAAUUGUGGUUCUUAGAUACAGAAAGUUGCAUGAAGCAGAUUUCUGUUCUGCUUUUUAUAGCCUGAAGAAUUUCAAAGAUGCAUAUGUCAUUCCUGUUGAGCCUAUCCCAUGCGAGAGUACAUGGGAUAUACCAAGUUAUAUUUCAAAGCCUAAAAUGAUGUCACCUGGUCCAAAAAGAUCAGCGGGAAGACCAAAAUAUGAACGCUGGAAGGGGUUUGCUGAUGUGAAAUUUAAAAGGUCGAAAAUCACCUGCAGUAGAUGCCGUCAAAUCUGUAAUGGGAAUGUGGAAGAAUCUGUUCGAAAUGGGGAAGAUAACGGUGAGGACGAUUUAGGGAGAUGA